AUGCAAACGACACUGACACUAAGUGUAAGGUGUAAGGUGCCAAAAUAUAACAACUCGACGACCUCUCCUCAACAACUACAAUCCAUUCGUCGACAUAAAAAACCUUCCGUCAUGACAUUCUCCCGACAUCGAGUGAGUAUUCAAACAUGUUGUGGAGUGCUCGAAUUGACCUGGAUGAAAGCAUUGGCUGUGUUGGGAAUGGUGAUGUGUGCCUUCACAUUUUUUGUCUUGUUGGCAUUGCUCAUUUUUGGACAAAAUUCAAGUGCUCAUCAGGACAUUGCCAUUUUAGUGGCACGAUCUGAAAUCAUGUUGUAUCAGGCAUGGAUUGAUGCGUAUACUCUUGUGGCUGCCUAUUCACACAAUGCAUCUUACAUGUCGUAUUAUAACAAUUAUAAGUACACAGUGAAAAAUUUAACCAAUUACUUGUUUGAUACCAUUCCAAGAGAUAUUUACAAUGUUUCGUAUGCAGAAGAUGUCACACGAGAUUUGGAAAUUUCAAAUGAAAUUGCUGCAACAUUGAUAGCGAAUGGAAAUUUCACACAGGCAGUACAAAUGUUGACUUCGGAUCGAUUUUUAAGGGAACGAAGUGCAUAUGGUACUCUGCUUGAUUCCUUAUUACACUACAUUUUAACAACUCAGCAAAAAGCAAUUGAAUCGAGUGAAAUUGCCAUGCUCACUUCUCUCAUUUAUCUUUCGGUAGCUAUUGCAAUUACAGUUCCAGCAAUUGCUUUCAUUUUAGGAUUUGCCAUUAAUAGAGAUGGAAUUUAUCAACAACGUCUGCAAAGAGCUAGAGCCAUUGAAUUGCAAGAUACGAUGAAUAAUCCAAAAUUGAAAGCUCUUUUCAAGAAACAUUGUAUUAAGGAAUUGAAUCAAGAAAAUUUCGAUUUUUUAGAACAAGUUGAUGUCUAUAAGAAAUUGUGUGAACAUUUAUUUGAAUUGGUACAUUCAGAUGACGAAGUUUCGACCAAUUCUGGGACACGAGUUUGCAUUCGCACAUUGGCUGGCACUAGUUCCAAUUCAUUGAGCACUCUGGAUACUUCCAAAAAAAGACAACGUUCCAUGUCCUCAGCCACAGAAUUGGGUAAUGAAAUUGAACAAGUAGAAGCUCGAAAAUAUUCUCUCGUGAAAGACAUUUACAACACAUUUUUAGAUGUGAAUGGAAUGAAAUCGUUGAAUAUAACUAAAAGUUCAGCAGAGGUCGUUAAGAAUGCUUUACAACAAUAUGAAGAUAAGACCAUUCAUUCAUUGAGUGAUUCUUUGUUUGAUUCAUUGGAGAGGGACAUUUCCAUUACCUUGUUGGAUUCACAUUUCAGAUUCAAACAAAGUAUGGACUUUUUGAAGGAAAUGAAAAUUAAAAAGAUUCAUGACUUGAAGACUAAUAAUAAUGACAACAAGAAUCACCACGAGAAGAAGUAA
Molecule: messenger RNA, 1416 nt
Organism: Naegleria lovaniensis
Lineage: Eukaryota; Heterolobosea; Eutetramitea; Acrasida; Naegleriidae
Exons: 2
Coding region: 1-1416 (471 amino acids)
Source: RefSeq, a predicted model, not a curated record